UCCGGGGUCGUAGGUCAUGUUGGCGCGGGGACGCGGGGGCUGGAUCUAAGACCAGACAUCGGUACUGGGGGCCCGGACGGCGCGGCCUGACUGCAGGCCCUUGUCAUGGAGCCAGGCAGCAUGGAGAACCUGUCCAUUGUGUACCGGAGCCGUGACUUCCUGGUGGUGAACAAGCACUGGGAUGUGCGUAUUGACAGCAAGACGUGGAGGGAGACACUAACCCUCCAAAAGCAGCUUCGGCAUCGCUUCCCUGAGCUGGCUGACCCAGACACUUACUAUGGGUUCAGGUUUUGCCACCAGCUGGACUUCUCUACCAGCGGGGCACUCUGUGUGGCCCUGAACAAGGCAGCUGCAGGCAGCGCUUACAAGUGCUUCAAGGAGCGGCGAGUCACCAAGGCUUACCUGGCCUUGGUUCGGGGACAUGUACAGGAAAGCCGGAUGACCAUCAGCUAUGCCAUCGGCAGGAACAACACAGAGGGUCGGGCCCACACCAUGUGCAUCGAGGGCACCCACGGCUGUGAGAACCCGAAACCAAGCCUCACGGAGCUCGUCGUCCUGGAACAUGGGCUGUAUGCAGGUGACCCCGUGUCCAAAGUGCUGCUGCAGCCCCUCACAGGCCGGACGCACCAGCUUCGCGUGCACUGCAGUGCCCUUGGUCACCCCAUUGUGGGCGACCUGACCUACGGGCAGGCCUCAGGCAGGGAGGACCAACCAUUCCGCAUGAUGCUGCACGCCUUCUACCUGCGGAUCCCCACGCAGGCUGAGUGUGUGGAGGCCCGCACACCGGACCCCUUCCUGCCCACCCUUGAUGCCUGCUGGAGCCCCCACACCCUGGUGCAGCCUCUGGACCAGCUUGUCCAGGUCCUACGGGCUGCCCCUGACCCUGAGCCCACAGAAGGGGACCCCAGGCCCUGCAGCCCCUCCAUGUCCCUGCCUGGGCCAGGCCAGCCUCCACCACCCCCUGCCAAGCCCCCUGAGACAGAGGCACAGCGUGCCUCAUGCCUUCAGUGGCUGUCAGAGUGGACACUGGAGCCGGACAACUGAGAGUGUGGGAGUGGCGUACAGGCUGGGGCACCCAGGCAGAUGGGGGCUGUGGGUCAGAGCUCUAAGCCCAUCCUAAGGCAGGGGUGUGCCAGUGGAAGAGGACUGAGGUUCCACAUUGGCUGUAGUGGCCAGGCCUGAGGAGGGGCCAGUAGGGCCAGCAGGGGGAGCCAGGCAGCUUUGAUUCUGGAGGAUGAAGGGCUCAGGGCUGUGGGACCAGCCCUCCGGGGAAAACCAAGGCUUGCCUGUCCUCCAGAAACCCUUUCUGACUCCAAAGCUUCGCUCCCAAAGCCCAUUUCGUAGACUUGGCCAGUGUUGCCCUGGAAGAGGACAUGGGUGGGCUUCUGGUCCCCCAGUUCAUUCCUUAGAGCACCCUGCUCCUCACUCUAUUCAGACUAUCUGUGCCAUUACCUCAGUCUAGCUGAGUCCUCUCCACUUGCAGACCCUGACUUGUCCCCUGCCUGGCUGGUCCUGCCUGCCUUGUGCCUUGGCUUUUGCUGGACAAUGCCCAUGGGCUUCCCUCCCCACCAGCAUCCUGAUCAUCACACACGGGGGUGGGUCUAGGCCGUCCCCUCAGGCCUGACAUAUGUGCAGCUCUUCAGCAUCCUCCCACACAGCCACAGGCCAUCAGACCUCAGCCUGGGAGCAAAGGCAACCUGACCCCUGCCUCCUCCUUUCUCUACAACACAUUCACAUCACUCCAAGUACAGUUGGACUUUAGGACUUGGAAUAAAAAGGUUUAGUGACUAA
Messenger RNA from Pteropus alecto (black flying fox), 1791 nucleotides. It is a transcript of the gene RPUSD1, whose product is annotated as RNA pseudouridylate synthase domain containing 1. Bases 106 to 1044 code for a protein of 312 amino acids. The transcript is spliced from 6 exons. Gene Ontology annotation, biological process: pseudouridine synthesis. Lineage: Eukaryota; Metazoa; Chordata; Mammalia; Chiroptera; Pteropodidae. Gene Ontology annotation, molecular function: pseudouridine synthase activity; RNA binding. The record is from RefSeq and is a predicted model, not a curated record.